CUUCGCAUCCUGAGGGAAAGGAAUUGGAUCCUGCUAGCCAGGAACGGGCAGCUUGGCAAAGUUUCCCGUCCGGGGAAAAGUAACGACUUUCCGGUGGACUUCCCCUCAAGUUCAGAUCUCACCACGCGGGUCCUUCAGUUUGUAGAAGACAGGAUGCAAACAACGAUGUUAACUGGAAUGGUUAUCGGUGCCACGGUCGCCUUACUGCUGAUUGGGAUCGUUGUCUAUUUUGUUUACAGGAAGGUGAAGGAGUUGAAGCAACCUCAGCCCCACGUGCCUCAGUACAGGUUCCGCAAGAGAGAUAAAGUCAUGUUCUACGGUCGGAAGAUCAUGCGGAAGGUGACGACACUGCCCAACUCUCUGGUCGGGAACACGGUGCCUCGGCAGCGGAUGCGGAAAAGGGCCAAGGUCUUGUCCUUGGCCAAGAGGAUCCUCCGUUUCAAGAAGGAGUCUCCCACCCUUCAACCCAAAGAGCCCCCUCCCUCUUUGCUGGAAGCCGACCUGACGGAGUUUGACGUGAAGAACUCUCACCUGCCUUCCGAAGUCCUCUACAUGCUGAAGAACGUCCGAGUCCUCGGGCAUUUUGAGAAGCCGCUUUUCCUCGAGCUUUGCAAGCACAUGGUCUUUGUGCAGCUGCAUGAAGGGGAGUACAUCUUCCGGCCGGGGCAGUUGGACAACAGCAUCUACGUGGUCCAGGAUGGGAAGCUGGAAGUCUGCAUCCAGGAAAAUGACGGGACAGAAGUGGUGGUCAAAGAGGUCCUGGCCGGUGACAGCGUACACAGCCUCCUCAGCAUCUUGGAUGUCAUCACAGUACGUUCGCUGUGCCUGUCGAUCAUCAUGGUGAGGCUGCAGAGAGUGACCUUCCUGGCUUUGCACAACUACCUCGGCUUGACCACCGAACUCUUCAAUUCUGAGAACCAAGCCAUCCCGUUGGUGUCGGUCGCCAGCGUCACGUCCGGCGGCAACGCCAGCAAGGUCGUGAAGAGGCAGCUGUCCAAUCUGUCGGAGGAAGACCGGGCCGAAAGGCAGGAGAGACUGGGGACACCUCCUGAGACAGACGGAGGGCGAUCUGGAUCUGAGGUUCCCCUCAGGAGGAGCUUGUCUCUGACAUCACCAUCAUUAACCGGACAUACGGAUACUGCCGGGACCUUGGCCGGGGCGAAAGCGGACUUGGAUAUGGCCUACGAGAGAGCCAGAGUCACCUCUGCCUCCUCUUCUUCGGAUGUGCUUUCCAGCCCGGCCACCUGCAAGUCCAUCUUGACGAAGGUGACUGUCACGGAGAUGCCGUCAGCCGUCUUCCACUACACACAGAGCAACCUCCCCGUGCAGGACCCCAGCGCCAGCAAGCAGCUGGACGCCAUCUUAGAAGCCGCCAAGAAGGACCUUCUGACGCUAAUGAAACUGGAUAACCCGUCUCUCUUGAAUGGGAAGGUGACCCUGCACCAGGUGACUGCCGGGACAGUGGUGUCGAGACAAGGAGACCAGGACGUCAACAUCCGCUUCGUGAUCUCCGGGAUGCUGCAUGUCUAUCAGCGGAAGAUCGACUCCGAGGAGGAGACCUGCCUGUUCAUCACCCAUCCAGGGGAGCUGGUGGGGCAGCUGGCCGCCCUCACUGGGGAGCCCCUGAUCUUCACCAUCAAGGCUAACCGGGACUGCAGCUUCCUUGCCAUCGCCAAGUCCCACUUCUACGAGAUCAUGAGGGAGCAGCCGACGGUGGUUCUGGGGGUGGCCCACACAGUGGUGAAACGCAUGUCCUCGUUCGUGAGACAGAUCGACUUUGCUCUGGAUUGGAUGGAAGUGGAAGCCGGGCGGGCGGUUUACAGGCAGGGAGACACCUCCGACUGCACCUACAUUGUGUUGAACGGGCGGCUUCGCUCCGUCAUCAGGAUGGACGAUGGAAAGAAACACCUGGCAGGAGAAUAUGGCCGCGGGGAUCUGAUUGGCGUGGUCGAAGCCUUAACUCACCAGCCGAGGGCUACGACGGUCCAUGCGGUCCGCGAUUCUGAGCUGGCCAAGCUGCCCGAGGGGGCACUGACCUCCAUCAAACGCAAGUUCCCCCAGGUUGUAACCAGGCUGAUCCAUUUGUUGGGCGAGAAGAUCCUCGGCAGCCUUCAGCAAGGGGGUCACCCUCUGGGACUUCACACCCCGAGCAGCAAAUGGGACGCCAGUAACCCGGCCAGCAACCUCUCCACCGUGGCCAUCAUGCCGGUCUCGGAAGACGUCCCUCUCUCCACCUUCACUCUGGAGCUCAAACACGCGCUGUGCGAUAUCGGUCCCACCCUGCUCCUCACCAGCGACAACAUCAAGCAGCAACUGGGCUCGGCCGCUUUGGACAGGGACGGCACCCUCACCCCGUGGACCCAGCGCUGCAUCCGGCAGGCGGACUGCAUCUUGAUCGUGGGCCUCGGGGAACAAGAGCCGACCGUUGGGGAGUUGGAGCGGAUGUUGGAGAACACGGCCGUCCGAGCCCAGAAGCAACUGAUCCUGCUCCACCGGGAGGACGGGCCCCUUCCUUCCCGGACCGUGGAGUGGCUGAACAUGCGGAGCUGGUGCUCGGCUCACCUCCACCUCCGUUGCCCGCGCCGCGUCUUCUCCCGACGGAGCCUGCCCAAAUUGAAAGAACUGUACGAGCGUGUGUUUCAGAAGCCUCCGGACAGACACUCGGACUUCUCCCGGCUGGCCCGCGUCUUGACGGGGAACGCGAUCGCUUUAGUGCUGGGAGGAGGAGGCGCGCGCGGCUGCUCCCAGGUGGGCAUCAUCCGGGCCCUCAACGAAGUGGGCAUCCCGGUGGACAUGAUCGGCGGCACCUCCAUCGGCUCCUUCAUGGGGGCGCUCUACGCGGAGGAGCGGAGUUACACCCAGAUGAGGAUCAAGGCCCGGCAGUGGGCAAUGAACAUGAAUUCGGUGUUCAAAACUGUCCUCGACUUGACCUACCCCAUCACCUCCAUGUUCUCUGGAGCCUCCUUCAACAGCAGCGUCUCUGACAUCUUCAAAGACAAACAGAUUGAGGACCUCUGGAUUCCGUAUUUCAUCAUCACCACAGACAUCACCGCUUCGGAGAUGAGGGUCCAUACAGAUGGUUGCCUCUGGCGCUACAUCCGAGCCAGCAUGUCCCUCUCGGGCUACUUGCCCCCGCUCUGCGAUCCGAAAGACGGCCACCUCCUGAUGGACGGCGGGUACAUCAACAACCUCCCAGCGGACGUGGCCCGAUCCAUGGGCGCCAAAGUGGUCAUCGCCAUCGACGUGGGCAGCCGGGACGAGACCAACCUCACCAAUUAUGGGGAUGCCCUCUCCGGCUGGUGGCUGCUGUGGAAGCGGUGGAACCCGCUGGUGGAGAAAGUCAAGGUGCUGAACAUGGCGGAGAUCCAGACCCGGCUGGCUUACGUCUGCUGCGUCCGCCAGUUGGAGAUGGUCAAGAGCAGCGAUUACUGCGAAUACAUCCGGCCGCCCAUCGACCGCUACGGCACCUUGGACUUCGGGAAGUUCGACGAAAUCUGUGAGGUGGGUUAUCAGCACGGGAAGACGCUCUUCAACGUCUGGUGCAGAAGCGGCGUCUUGGAGAAAAUGCUGAAGGACCGUCAGGAGCUGUACAAAACCAAGCCUUCGUGCCUGGUCACCUGCCCCACCACGUCCUUCACGGACUUGGCCGAAAUCGUGUCCCGGAUAGAGCCGGUCAAACCUCUUGUGGUGGAUGACGAAUCCGACUAUCAGACCGAGUACGAAGAGGAGGUUUUGGGCAGCCAGAAGGACGACUACGCGGAUUUUCUGAGCAGCCAGACGGGAGAGGACUCCGAUUCGGAUCGUGACGUCCAGCCGCGGAAGCGGUCCAGCGUCAGCAGCCAAGAGGACCGACUCGUGGCGUGACGGGACUCGCCGACAGGCCAGCCCCCCUCGCGCGGUCUCUCGGCUCCUUCUUGACCUGACGGAACCUCCCCGGUCGAGACGCAGCCGUGUUUUACUUUUUUUUCCCCUGGCUUUUCUCUCUGGCCUAAAAACCAGGCUAGCGAAACAGUCCGCCGUCAAGGGGUGAGCCGUUCCUUUUAUCCUUCCGGCUGCCGAUCUGCAGAAACUUUCCUUGCCGUGAUGAAACCGUGGGUUGCAUUUUAUCGGUUAUUCAGUAAGUGGGGGACACAAACAUUCACGAUACUGGGCUAAGCUCGUUCCGUGCACUAGGACAGGACGUGAGUUGUUCACACGUGCGUGCGGCAUGUGUGAAAGAUCCAGCCGUGCGGAGAAGCAGCUUCUUUGCACCCUCAGUGAGUCACCCCCAUCCCGCCCCCAAAUAUGUUUCCGUUCUUGCGCCAGCCCUUCGUAAGGGGGGAGCGAACGAUUCUGCCGGCAGUUUAGCAGGAACCUUGAAUGUUAAACGUGCAAACGGAUCGGGACGUUCCUUGCCUCCGACACAGCGUGACAGCGAAGCCAUCUGUCAGGAGCCGGUGAUGGCAGCAAUCAGCUUCUUGCAUCAGAAACCGUCCGUCAGAGUGACUUUUCGGAGUGCGCACGCACCCUCUCUCUCAUUCUCUGGAGCAGGCUGUCUCAAAGGAUCUUUUCCUUGUGUCUUUCCCGAAUCCUUGACCACGAGAGGCCUGGCGUCAACAGACAUCAUCACAACACCAGCUAACCUUGUCCUCCAAGUCACGAUCAUUUGCACUUUGUCCUUCCCCAGGUCUCCUUACAAAGAAUAAAAUCCGGAAACCAAAUCUCUGUGGUGCCACUGCUCCAAUUCAUUAUAGUUACUAUUAUUUAAGGAGCCUUGUGACGCAAUGGUUAAACUGCAGUACUGCGGUCAAGACUCUGCUCUCGACCCGAGUUUGAUCCGAGCCAGAUCAAGAGCGACUCAGCCUUCCAUCUUUUCCGAGGUCAGUGAAUUGAGUCCCAACCUUACUGGAGGGGCAAUCUGGGCGGUUGACAACGCCUAAGCCCUGAUGGACGACACCAGAUCCAUUUUCCAGACUCGCAAGCCCUCUAGGGUUUCCUGAAGCAGAGGCUCUCUCGCGGGGUCUCCCCGAGGGUUUUGGCCCGGGCAGCGGUUCCCAACCCAGAAAUCCUGGCCGGCGGCGCUAGUGGCAAAGGCUUCUGGGAACAUCUGGGAACCACUGAGCUAAAGGGGUGGGUCUU
This is a messenger RNA of Pogona vitticeps (central bearded dragon), 5118 nucleotides long. Lineage: Eukaryota; Metazoa; Chordata; Lepidosauria; Squamata; Agamidae. The record is from RefSeq and is a predicted model, not a curated record.